AUGACUCAGCCAAACAGAUCUCCAGAUUUGAAUCGGAAUUCCGAUCAGCCGACCAUGCAUGGAAACCAACAUUCCUCCCCUGAUAAUACACCCUCCGAAAAUACGUCACGACCGCCGCAACCCUCCAGAAGCCAUUCCCUGCACACAAGCACUCCAGGACGGACGUCGCUCUCGCCCUCCCGGACAUUGUCUGAUUCUGGAAGGAGGCUCUCUCAGCAACAUGUCCGCUUCUCAACCGACUUGGACCGUCCCACAGAGGACGACAGACAAACCUCGGGGGAUCGGCGACCGGGCUCCAGAGGACUUUCGAUAAAUACGAGCAUCCCAGAUACCCAGGGUUCAUCACCCGGCACCUCUCCCAAUGCAGGUCGCGCACCGCAACCUUCCCUUUCGCCGCGCUCCGCUUUGUCUCCCACAUCACCACAGAGUCCUGAUACCAUUGGCCGCUCGCGUUCCAGGAACCGUGGCUAUUCACUACGUCGUACCAUCUUCACAAAGACCAUCGAAUCGCAAUCGACUCCUUCAUCGCCAGUCGAAUUGACACAUAUCACGACUACGGACCCCGAGAUUGUGGAGCAGGAGGAAGCGCCUAGCGCCGCCGAACCUAGUGAAGAUGAAAAGAGUCAAACGAUAGUUGCGCAAAAGUCUACAUCACAACAAGGUUCAUUGGAGGAUGGCCUUGCCACAUAUUAUUCUGAUCAGACUGAUCUCAAAGAGGGCAGGAACCUUUCUACCCCUUUGCCUCAUGAGGGGUGGCGUAAACGAACAACGGCCUUGACUACAUUGAAAUCCCGCGUGGCGGAAAUUCUGGAGACCAUUCGAAAAACCAUUCUCCGGAUUCAAACCAUCCCUCCCAGCAAAAAUGGCCGUCAUAUUGAUCUUGAUCCCACUCGAACGGAGAUUCUGAUUGAUGAGAGAACAGGGAAGCCCUACGUGGAAAAUUGGAUUCGGUCCAGUCGGUACAGUCUAUGGAGCUUCUUUCCUCGUCAAUUCUUCGCGCAAUUUACGAAGCUAGCCAAUUUCUACUUUCUCGUCAUUGCGAUUCUGCAAAUGAUUCCUGGGUUGAGUACAACGGGUACCUUCACCACGCUAGUCCCGCUUCUCAUUUUCGUCGGCAUCUCCAUGGGCAAAGAAGGGUUCGACGACUGGCGUCGCUACCGCUUGGAUAAAGAAGAGAAUAACCGUUUCGCGUCAGUACUACGCCCUGGCUCGAAUGUUCUUUCUCGCUCUAUUUCUGGCGACAGCGCAUCAACCUCGAGCGGACAACAAGACUGGGAUUCAGUCAAGUGGAGUGACAUCAAGGUUGCUGAUGUUAUAAGAUUGGAACGUGAUCAGCCAAUACCUGCCGAUAUGGUCUUACUUCAUGCGGAUGGACCCAACGGAGUGGCCUACGUUGAAACUAUGGCUCUAGAUGGCGAGACAAACCUCAAAACUAAGCAACCCUGCCAACCUGUGGCCAAAGUGUGCGGAACCGUGGAAGGUGUUUGCAGCAGCUCGAUACAUUUUGCCGUGGAGGAUCCGAAUCUCGAUCUUUACAAAUUUGACGGGAAUGUAACGGUUGCUGCUGGAGAAAAGACGCCCUUGACGAACAACGAAGUCCUGUACCGUGGCAGUGUGCUUAGAAACACCGAGCGAGCCAUGGGAAUGGUCAUCUACACGGGUGAGGAGUGCAAAAUUCGCAUGAACGCGAACAAGAACCCUCGAAUCAAAAUGCCUUCCCUACAAGCAAAGGUCAACCGUGUUGUCUUACUCAUUGUGUUUCUAGUGGUCAUACUCGCGGGAGCCUGUACUAUCGCCUACAGAUACUGGUCAAGAGAUGUGGAAAGCCGCGCUUGGUAUCUGGAGGAAGCGAACGUUAGCUACGGGCCUAUCUUUACUUCGUUCCUGAUCAUGUUUAACACGAUGAUUCCAAUUUCGCUCUACGUGAGUAUGGAAAUCGUCAAGGUGGUACAGAUGCUCAUGCUGAACGCCGACAUUGACAUGUACGACCCCGAAUCUGACACACCACUGGAGGCGCGGACAUCUACUAUCAACGAGGAACUGGGCCAAGUCAGCUACAUAUUCUCUGACAAGACCGGAACUUUGACGAACAACUCUAUGCGGUUUCGCAAGAUGAGCGUUGCCGGGACUGCGUGGUUCCACGACUUUGAUCUUGUUGAUGAAGCUGCUCAGGAAGGGGAUCGUGAGAAGCUGAUUCACAAGAAGCGAAGCGUCAAGGGCAAAAAAGUCGCAAACCGCCAGUCAAAUGUAUCCGAGGUGCGCAGGUCCCUCGCCAUCUCGACGUACGAAGCGCGCAAGGAUGCAGUACCGGCACGAAACAGUCGAACCACCGAUCUGCUCAGGUACAUUCAACGCAAGCCAUAUACUGUUUUUGCCCGCAAAGCAAAAAUGUUUAUCCUGGCCAUGGCAGUCUGCCACACCUGUCUGCCGGAGGAGGAUGAAUUCGGUAACACCACCUUCCAGGCCGCAUCGCCGGACGAGCUCGCGCUUGUCACGGCCGCGCACGAGCUAGGCUAUCUUGUCCACGACAGGCAGCCAAAUACAAUAACAAUUCGGACGUUUCCCAACGGGACGGAAGAGUCCCCCGUGGAUGAGACAUAUGAAAUUCUUGAUAUCAUCGAGUUUUCCAGUGCUCGGAAACGCAUGUCCGUCGUGGUACGGAUGCCUGACCGACGAAUCUGCUUGUUCUGCAAAGGCGCUGACAGCGUGCUCAUGCGGCUGUUGAAGCGUGCCGCGCUUGCCCAAGAAAAAGUGAACGAAAUCGAGCGCCGGGCCAGCAAGCGCAAAGCUGCUGGAGCGAGUGAGGUCAUGAGGCGAAAUAGCGAGUAUCGGAGUCGGAAGGAUAGCGGAGUCCGGAACAGUUUAAGUCGACCGAGCAUGACGCAUCGCCGCUCUAGUGUCUCUGGAAAGAACGUAUCUGCCUUGAGAGAAAGCAUCGAUGUCUGGCUUCGUGAUAGAGAGACCGACGGUGGUCUUUUACACAGAAAUAGCGAGGCUGAUUCCCUUCACGAAGCUGAAGACGAGGAUUUGGUGGACGAGGCCCUGGUUGUUGACGAAGCCGCUGUUUUUGAGCGCUGCUUCCAGCACUUGAACGAUUUCGCAACGGAAGGACUGCGGACGCUGUUGUAUGCCCACCGUUUCUUGGACGAUGCUACGUAUCAGGAGUGGAAACUCGCAUAUCAAGAAGCGUGCACAAGCCUCAUUGACCGACAGGAACGAAUCGAGAAGGUCGGUCAACAGAUUGAGGAACAGCUCGAAUUGACUGGCGCUACGGCGAUUGAGGAUAAGCUUCAGAAAGGUGUCCCCGAGGCGAUUGACAAGCUCCGCCGCGCAAACAUCAAGCUAUGGAUGCUGACUGGAGAUAAACGCGAGACCGCGAUCAACGUCGGACACUCUUGCCGCUUGGUGAAGGACUACUCUACUCUCGUCAUUCUCGAUCAGGAACUGGGUAAUGUCGAACAGUCGAUCGCGAAAUUGACCACGGACAUUACGAACAAGACAGUGGCACACUCUGUUGUAGUGGUCGAUGGCCAAACGCUCUCAAUGAUCGAAGGUGACCAAAAUCUGCGCGCACACUUCUUCAGACUUACCAUCCUCGUUGAUUCGGUAAUUUGCUGCCGUGCCAGCCCCAAACAAAAGGCUUUCCUCGUCAAAUCAAUCCGCCGGCAAGUCAAAGACUCUGUUACACUCGCAAUUGGCGAUGGUGCCAAUGACAUUGCGAUGAUCCAGGAAGCCCACGUUGGUAUCGGCAUUACUGGUAAAGAAGGUCUUCAGGCAGCGCGUAUUUCCGACUACUCGAUUGCUCAAUUCAGGUUCCUGCUGAAGCUUCUCCUUGUACACGGCCGCUGGAACUAUAUGCGAGCGUGCAAGUACACCCUAGGGACGUUCUGGAAAGAAAUCCUGUUCUAUCUCACUCAAGCCCUAUACCAGCGCUGGAAUGGAUACACUGGCACGAGUUUGUACGAACCAUGGAGCUUGAGUAUGUUUAAUACUUUGUUCACAUCAUUGGCCGUUAUCUUCUUGGGCAUUUUCACCAAGGAUCUCUCGGCCUCUACCCUCCUUGCGGUUCCAGAACUCUACACCAAAGGUCAGCGACACGAAGGCUUCAACAUUAAGCUCUACCUGGCCUGGACAUUCAUGGGCACCUGCGAAGCGAUGCUAGUCUACUUCAUCAUGUACAGCCUCUUUGGAAACAUUCUCUUCACUACGAGUGGAGCAAACGACAUCUUCUCCGCCGGUCUCCUCACCUACUCAGCCUGCGUUGUCAUCAUCAAUGCUAAACUCCAAGCGCUUGAAGUCCAUAACAAGACCUACCUUUCCCUGGCGGUGUUUAUCAUCUCCGUUGGUGGAUGGUUCUGUUGGAACAUGAUCCUGUCAAAGCAGUAUGACUUCAAAUCUGGUGACGGCAUUUACCACGUGCCUUCCAACUUCAUCUUCCAUUCUGGGCAUGACCUUGCCUUUUGGGUUGUUCUCCUCGUAACCGUUGCUGCCGUGCUUAUUUUUGAGAUCGCGGUUAGCUCAGUCCGCGCCAACCUUUUCCCAACGGAUGUCGAUGUUUUCCAGGAGUAUGAAAAGGAUCUGGAUAUUCGCAAACGCUUUGAGGAAGCUGCCGCCUCAGAACUCCAGCAGGGGUGGGACCACGGGAAAAAGAAAUCCAGCUUCGAGAUUGCCCGCGAGGAAGCUGAGAUGGAAGCCAGAGAGAAACAAGUUCAAGAACUGCUGGCCAGGCCGCGAGUUAUGAAUGGGAAAAAUGACUCGUCGAGCCCCGUGUACGUCGAGUCGACCUCCGUAUCAGCCCUGGGCGAAUCGAGCCGUGAGCAGGUCGCCCUAUCAGAUGCGGAAAUUGCCAAAAAUAACGACCAGAACAAUAACACUGCUCCUCGACGUUCCGUAGAGAUCCACGAGCUGUUCUCGAAAGGGUUUGGAGCGAUUCGAAAGGGCCACCUGAAGUAG
This is a messenger RNA of Aspergillus calidoustus, 4953 nucleotides long. Lineage: Eukaryota; Fungi; Ascomycota; Eurotiomycetes; Eurotiales; Aspergillaceae. The record is from the annotation of a GenBank genome assembly.